AUUGAUUUUGCUGAAGACAAUAAUAUAAACUUAGCACCUGAAUACAUAAUAAGCGACUUUGAGAUAGCUGCAAUAAAUGCGAGCAAACAUGAGUUUCCGUUAUCUAAAAGUAAAGGAUGUUUAUUUCAUUUAUGCCAAAGUGCGUGGCGAAAAUUACAAAGCCUUGGUCUAUCUAUCGAGUAUGGAAAUAAUGAAAAUUUUAGUAUUAAAAUUCGACAAAUGUUGUCUCUUGCAUUUUUGCCCGAAGAGGAAAUUCCUGAUGCAUUCAAAGAGAUUAAAGAAAUCAUGCCUAACAAUGCAAGUAGUUUUGUGCAAUGGUUUGAAGACAAUUAUACAUUAGGUGAAGUCCGUCGUAUAGUGCGCAACACCGAACAUAGGAACAUUCCACUUUUUCCUCCAUCGUUGUGGUCAAUUUAUGAAAACAUUGAUAAUGGUAUUCCUAGGACUUCUAACCAUGCGGAGGCCUGGCAUCGGCGUUGGAAUGAAUUGGUAGGGAGGGCUCAUAUUGGUCUGUUUACGCUGAUUAAAGAACUUCAGAAAGAACAAAGUAAGGUUGACGCAGAUAUAGAAGCAAUUCUCAGAGGAGCUCCAAAGCCACGACCAACAAAUGUUCAGCAAAAACGUGAACAGCGCUUGAAAACGGCUUUUGACAAUCGUGAAGGUAAAACACGUCUGGAUUAUCUUCGAGGUAUUGCUCACAAUCUAACCAUGUAA
Messenger RNA from Aphis gossypii (cotton aphid), 714 nucleotides. RefSeq lists its product as uncharacterized. The coding region runs from base 220 to 714 and encodes 164 amino acids. The transcript is spliced from 2 exons. NCBI's taxonomy places the organism in Eukaryota, Metazoa, Arthropoda, Insecta, Hemiptera, Aphididae. The record is from RefSeq and is a predicted model, not a curated record.